Molecule: messenger RNA, 7062 nt
Organism: Cyprinodon tularosa
Lineage: Eukaryota; Metazoa; Chordata; Actinopteri; Cyprinodontiformes; Cyprinodontidae
Product: tensin-3-like
Exons: 27
Coding region: 366-4490 (1374 amino acids)
Biological process (GO): dephosphorylation
Molecular function (GO): protein binding; phosphatase activity
Source: RefSeq, a predicted model, not a curated record
CACAGCGCGGUGGGAAAAUUAUCCUUUGCUAGAACUUGUGGUGGGUUUAACAAAUCACUGUCUGAGCUGGAGGAGUUGAACUCUACGGAAUAUUUAGGGGCCGAACAAAUACUUACAUUUUUCACCUUGAAGAAAAGGAAAAAAGCAGAGGAGAGCUAGAGGAUUGUUAUGAGAAAAUAAAGGCCCCUGGGAUCACAUUCCAGCAGAGCAUAAUGAAGCUCUCGGUGCGCUCUGCGCCUGUAUGACGGGCGGAGCGCCGUUUGGAUCUCAGCUCACUCAUUCUCUGUCAGCACCUUUGACUGACUCAACUAUAUAGACCAGACUUCAAGCUUCUCCUCAAACGGAUUAAAAGAAAAAGAUUCAUAAUGGAGGAGGGCUACGAGCUCGACCUCACCUAUAUCACAGAGCGGAUCAUUGCUGUCUCCUUCCCUCGUGGCUGCUCCGAGGAAAUCUACUCGCACAACCUAAAGGAUGUCACGCGAAUGCUCAAGUCUAAGCAUGCAGAUAAUUACCUGAUUAUUAAUCUGUCAGAGAGAAGGCAUGACCUUACCAAGAUGAACCCAAAGACUUUGGACACAGGUUGGCCAGACCUACAUGCCCCUCCGCUGGAUAAGAUCUGCACCAUCUGUAAGGCCAUGGAGAGCUGGCUGAAUGCUGAUCCUUUACACGUGGUUGUUAUACACUGCAGGGGUGGCAAGGGUCGAAUUGGUGUUGUCAUUUCCUCCUUUGUGCAUUUCACUGACGUAUCCGCCAGUGCUGAUCAGGCAUUGGACCGCUUUGCCAUGAGGAAAUACUACGAUGAUAAGGUCUCAGCUCUGAUGACACCUUCGCAGAAAAGGUAUGUCUGGAUCCUCAACAGUUUGCUAAGUGGAUCCAUGAAGAUCAAUGCCUCGCCGUUGUUCCUACACUGCGUCAUCCUUCAUGGGAUCCCAAACUUUGAUACCGCCAGCAGAGUGUGUCACCCAUACAUCAAGGUCUAUCAAGGAAUGCAAGCAGUGUACUCCUCUGGAGUCUAUCACAUUGGUUCAGGUCACAGGGACCGAGUGUGCAUCAAUCUGGAGCCAGCCCAGCUCCUGAAAGGGGACAUUAUGAUAAAAUGCUAUCAUAAAAGUGACAUGACCUCUGAGCAAGAGGUGAUUUUUCGGCUGCAGUUCCACACGGGAGCAGUACAGGGUUACAACCUGAUGUUUGAAAAAGAAGACAUGGAGAACGCCAACAAAGACCCCAGAUUCCCAGACUAUGGCAAAGUUGAGCUUGUCUUUUCUGAGGGACCAGAAAGAAUCCCAGGUGCUGACAGGUGGCAAAAUGGGCCAGAUAUUACUGUGGAUUACAACAUGGCAGUUUCUCUUAGCCGCUGGGACUCGUACAAGAACAUCUGUGAUGGUGAAGCACCGCGGUCUCAGGGUCUAAUCCACGACAGAGCAGCUAGCAAGAGGAGCGUUGUUGGUGGAGAGGCCACUCUGAACAGAGGGACCCGUACAACGUCCACCACCUCAAGCCCUGAUCAUAGCGACCAUGCUCUCUCUGUGAGCAGUGACUCGGGCCUGUCAAGCACAUCCCUGUGGACAGAAAGACCCGCACUUGCCACCACCACCACAACAACCACAAGCACCAUUGUGAAGACUAACCAGGGACCCAGUCCGCAGGAGAAGGUCCAGCUGAAACAACUCCUUAGUGGUUUUGGUCUGGAAGAUCCUUCCCUGGAUGAGAUGGAUGAUCCGGGCCCUAAGGUAGAUUUGAAACAGAAACUUCAACCACAGUUGCACUUAAAUGGAGACACCCGACCCAGAGAAAGAGAGACUGACAUCCUUGAUGAUGAAGUUAUAACAGGUCACGAUCUGCACAGCGUGGAUAGCCUAGGAACACUGUCAUCCUCGUGCCAUAAGAGCAGCCAGAACUCCCUUUUGUCAGAUGGCUUUGUUUGUCUUGGAUCAGAGGAGCAUCAAAACCAGAACCACCUGCCGAGCAGUGCACCCCAACACAUGGACGAGUUUGAGAGAUCCCAUGCUGAGGCUAGAAAAGCCUUUUUGAGCUCAAGAAGCAACUCUGUGGCUUCCAGUAAUCCCAGCAGUGCUCCUACACCAAAGCAGCAUGUAUAUAGACAGGGGAGCUACUCAACUCAGUCCUGGGUUCGACAACAACAGAUGGUCGCUGCACAGCAAUACAACUACAUGCCAGAGAAUGGAAAUGAAACAGAAAGAUAUUCCGGGAACAAAUGUAGGAGUACUUCACCCAAAGAAGGCCUCGCAAUCGAAUCACAGAACACCAUCAGGAACACAAACGUGGACACCGUCAAAAGCGCAGCACCUCACAAACAACAGCCAAACACCAGUAGCAAUAAAAACGAAAAGCAUGAUGACGAGAUAAAAUCUCUUACAAUGGACAUUGAUAACUCCAUUGACCAGCUGAAUCAGCUGAUCAUGGACCUGGAUCCCACGUUUGUGCCUAGAUCAGGCCUCAGCAACUCUGUCAACAGGGAUGGAGGGACACGGUUCAAUGGCUUAGAGGGGAAAUGUUCAAACAGCAUCGAUGUCGGAUUCAACGGUUGUAACACAGCAACCCUAAAAAGCACCCAUCAGACAGCUGCCCAGUCAAACGACAGGGGAGGUGGUGUCACGCGGAGUUUGAGUUACCAAGGAAAGGAUGUAAUGGAUCACUCAGGCUUUUCAGGGUGGAAUGACCCAGAGGAGUACAAAAGCCAGCAGACAUAUCCUCCAUGCGUCUCCCAUUUUCAACACUCUAAAUUGUGUAGAAGUGAUGGUACCAGCUAUAAAGCCCGGGGCCCUGACAUUACCAAUGAAAUAGAGUCAGGACCUGACAUGACUCCACCCACCCCUGCAUUUCCCAUCUCACCGCCAACACCUUAUGUGUCCGAUUUCCCUGAACUUAGGAACACUCCAUCUCCCAACAUGCAGUCAUUCAGAGGCUUCAGAACAAAUCAAGAACAACAAGGACAUUCCGAGAUCAAUCAUGUUAGCUUCGAAGCUUUGCAAGAUCCCUCCCAUAACUGCCACAGGAUGCUAAAUUCAACAUACUCUACCUCCAUCAUGGGAAAUCGUCAGCAGAUCGAUAGCUCAUCUGUGAAUCAUUCCUGGCCAGAGCAUCAUGUUCUGACCCACCAAUCCUCCCUGAAUAGCUUCCUCUCUGCUAGACCGCCAGUAUCGCACUCAACAUCUCUGGACUAUGGGCAUCACUCCCCCCCUUUACACCUCCCUCAUGCCCAUCCUGCUCCCAAUGCGCACAGCUCUCCACGAAGCAGCCAGAGAAGCCAUAUGGCUUGCUAUGCCCUCAGCCGUAGUCCUCAAUGCAUUGAUGAGCAAGACGGGUCUGUUCAUACCUAUGGCAAAGAGUGUCCAGACAUGGGUGUAGAUGGGGAUCUUUUGACCUCCAUGGAAGGCCAGCAUCAGUCACCGAUUCCCCAGAUACAGCCCCCUCUGCUGCCUGAAAAAAAGAGAGCAUCAGAUGGUGAACAUUCAUUGGGAACUGCAUCUCCAGCCCUCAGUGGGUUCUCCAGUCCUCACAGUGGGAGCUCCCUUAGUAUUCCUUUCCCUAAUGUGCUGCCUGACUUGUCAGCUCAAAUACCAUGUUCUGUCUCACCACUGCCAGAUGUACUUGUGGGCAAGCAGGUGUCUGUAAAGUUUGUACAGGACACCUCAAAAUUCUGGUACAAACCAGAUAUCUCAAGGGACCAAGCUAUUUCAGUUUUAAAGGAGAAGGAGCCCGGCUGCUUCAUAGUGAGGGACAGCCACUCCUUUAAAGGGGCCUACGGUCUGGCUAUGAAAGUGGCAACACCUCCUCCAUCGGUCAUCCAGCAGAGCAGAAAAGGUGGUGAUCUAACGAAUGAGUUGGUGCGCCACUUCCUGAUUGAGUGCACACAGAAAGGUGUGCGCCUUAAAGGAUGUCCCAAUGAGCCUUACUUUGGAAGCUUAACUGCAUUGGUUUACCAACAUUCAAUAACUCCCUUGGCUUUGCCCUGUAAACUCAUUAUUCCUAACAGAGAUCCACUCGAAGAUGUUGUGGAGAACAUUUCACAUUCAGUCACUAAUUCGGCUGCUGAGCUGCUGAAGCAGGGAGCAGCCUGUAAUGUAUGGUACCUCGGCUCUGUGGAAAUGGAGUCCCUCACAGGGGUCCAGGCAGUGCAGAAAGCCACCAGUAUAACCCUUAAUACCAACCCUCCACCAGUCCCCACUGUGGUACAUUUCAAGGUUUCCUCCCAGGGAAUUACUCUUACAGACAACCAGAGGAAGCUUUUUUUCAGAAGGCAUUAUAAUGUCAACACAGUCAUAUUUUGUGCAUUGGACCCUCAAGAUAGAAAGUGGAAGAAAGAGGGCUGCCCAUCAGCAAAAAUCUUUGGAUUUGUGGCAAGGAAAACAGGCACUUCAAUGGACAAUGUGUGCCACCUAUUUGCAGAACAUGACCCUGAACAGCCAGCAAGCGCUAUUGUGAACUUUGUUUCUAAAGUGAUGAUCGGCUCACAAAGGAGUAAGUAGGAUGGAGCUGAUUCCCUGCUCAGACACCAAAAGACUGAGGACACAAAGGAUAAAAAAAGUUAGAUCUCCUUAUUAACUGGACUUUAACUCUCAUUGUUAACUGGAUGUUGCAGAAAUACUCACUGGUUACUAUUAGCAGAAAUAUAGUGAGAUUUUCUAAACAAGGAAAUGCAGGAAUGUGUUUUCUAAAUUGAUUUUAAGCUAGUUUAGAAAUAACUCAGUGUUGUUUUUCCUCAUAUGUUUGCUAUCCUCAUAUUUCGGGCUUUUCCAAAUUGUUGUUUAAUCAGGGUUCUCGAUUUAUUUCCACAAGUGAGGUUAAAAAGUCUUAGAAUAAAUUAUGCUUUUUUUUUUUGUAUCAUAAUUGAACUCGUCUAAAUAUUCAUCCAUUUUUUUAUAUAAUUAUUUAAAAAAGAAAAUAAAUUGCAAUAAAUUUUAAUCAAAGGGUUUAGGAUUUUCAGUUUAUAGUUAAUACUUUCCUGUUUGCAUGAGGUACAACAAUGCUUUACCCAGAGAGUGACUUUUUUUAGACUCUUAAAAAUAAGACAAAUGAACGUGCUAUUUAAGGGAGGCAGAUAUGUGCUGCUGAGAAUAUGCUGUCGGCACUACAUAGAUUAUUUUUUAUUUAUUUCAAUCCAAACAGGCUUAAUCAUGUAUAAAACAAACUGUAUUUUGUAGGUGAUAAGUAAGCAUCUCUUUACUAUUUCUGAGCAUCUCAGUUUGGAUUUUGAUUAUUUGAAAAACAGCACAAUAUAUGAGCAAAUUGUGCAUAAUUUGGUCUUUGGAACCACUUUUGUUUAUUUUGUAAGCAGGAGUGUUCUUUUGUUUUGUCUAUGCAUUGUAUAUAUAUAUAUAUAUAUAUAUGUAUUUUUAUUUUUUUGAGUAUGGUACGAUACACACGUAUAGAACUGUCUUUUAUAUGUUAAGAUCUUGUUCUUCUGAAUAUGUUUUUGAACACCAAUGUUUUUUAAUAGGGAUUUAAUGGAAACAUUCUUUUUUGUAUUAAAUGUAGAGGCUGUGUAUAAAACUCUCAACUAAACCCUAAUAUAUAUAUAUGUAUACAUAUAUUUAUAAACACAAACAGGCAUAAAAAUUGUUAGAAGACUGCUUUUCUGUAGUAGAUGAUUAAUGCAUAUGAAAAUCAGCUGGAUUUUAACCUUUUAUUUUGUUGAGAUACUAUCACAUAUGUAGUUUAGACUUUCUCUGUUUUUCAAAGAACACUGUCAGUCUUUUACUAACUAAUGUAAAAUAUCUAUUUAGUUCAGUGUUGGAAGUUUUUACAAAUACAAUGUAUUUGCCUUACUCCAUUAGUCACCUGUCAAUGACAUAAACCUGCUCAUUGAUUCAGAAAAUAACUGAAUUAUCCAAGCCUAUAUUACUUGAGAUAACAGUUUUUAUCUAUGUUUUUGCUUUGGCUAUUAAUUCUAUUCAGAGAGAGACCUACAGUGAUAGAAAAGCUUUUGGUGGCGUUGCAUUAACAGUUGCAUUAACGGUUGAACAUGACCCUUUUUAUUUUUAUUUUUUUUUAUUUUUUACAAUGUAUUAAAAAAACUGCUAUUUUUCACUGUCUGACUCAUCAGACUGUUUUCCUCUUUUAGUUAAUUUAGAAUCACGCUAAUUGUUAGUUUGCUCAACACCACAAUAAUACCAGAGAUAAUUGUUUCAGAUCACUUCCAUUACUUUCUUCUAAUGGUGGCAUCUUUAGCCAUUCAAACAAUAUGUGAGUAUUAACACCAUGAUAAUGUCGAACCACAUUCUUUGAUAAUGUUUAAAAUGUUCACAUUAACCCACAAGAAGAACUGUAGGAACUUGUGAUGAUUCUAGAUGAAGCUGGUAGCAGAUUAUAAUCAUCAUCAUCCAGUUAUGCAUCCUGCACAGGUACUGGCAUAAAAGAAAAGCAAUUUGCAAAUUGACUCACAGAGAUUUCCUCUAGUCUGACAACAGAAUUUGAGGGUUUGUUUAUAAUCACAAAUGAUACUUUUAAAGGAAAAAGGGUGAAGCUUCUAAGGAGUUAUGAACCAUUACACACUUUUGGGUAGGAAGGUGGCAGUGUCAUGUUGUGUGCCUGCUUUGCUGAAAACAUAACGUGUAUAACAUAAAGGCAACAUCUCAGAUAAUCUGCAGGGAAGAUGAACCUUGGGCACAAAUUGGCACCUGUUAUUCUGAUAGAAUGGACCAGGUUUGUGUCAUAAGAAGUUUUUGAAACCUCUGAACUUCAAGCAAGUUGAAACAUGUUCUAUUUCUUGCAAUUUUCUUGUUUUUAACCAAUAGAAAUAAGAAUGGAAAAGUUUAGUCUUUUGAUGCCACCAAGAACAAAAAUUGUUCUUUUUUUUAAAGUAGAUAUGUAAAAAUGUGGUUUUAAGUUUAUAUGAUUUACAGUAUAUGUAUAUUUGUGUUUGUAUGUAAUAUGCAUCAUAGUCAUUUACACUUGAAAUCAAAUAUUUACACAGUUCUACCUUUUAUGCAUGUAUCUCAUUCUUCUAAUUCUUCAGUGAAAACCACUUUUCAUGCUCUUUUGUGUAUCCAUUUUAUUUUGUUUGAUGUGUGAUGUAAAUAAACAGUGGAAAACAUGUUA